Molecule: messenger RNA, 1229 nt
Organism: Nerophis ophidion (straightnose pipefish)
Lineage: Eukaryota; Metazoa; Chordata; Actinopteri; Syngnathiformes; Syngnathidae
Product: transmembrane emp24 domain-containing protein 1-like
Exons: 5
Coding region: 139-813 (224 amino acids)
Biological process (GO): endoplasmic reticulum to Golgi vesicle-mediated transport; intracellular protein transport; Golgi organization
Cellular component (GO): endoplasmic reticulum-Golgi intermediate compartment; endoplasmic reticulum; COPII-coated ER to Golgi transport vesicle
Source: RefSeq, a predicted model, not a curated record
UACCUUCCAAUCUUUUGUUGUAGUUAAAUGACGCUCUGUAGAAUAGUGCAGGUGAGGUGUGUUUGAGGCUGAAAGCUCCAACUGAGCUCCAGGCCCGGGAAGCCGGAAAGACGGCGAGCUGGGCAGGACGAGCAGGAAAUGGCGACGAGGCGUCUGCUGCUGACGCUGCUGGCUUGUUGGAGUCUGAAGGCGAGCCGGGGCCUGAACAUCAAGCCCAACACGGACAUGGAGUUCACCUUCGUCUUACCUGCCGGCAGCAGAGAAUGUUUCUACCAGACCACGGACAAGAACAGCAGCCUGGAGUUUCAAUACCAAGUGGUGGGGUCGCCAAAUCUGGACGUGGGCUUCGUCAUGGUGUCGCCCAGCGGCCGCAGAGAGGCCUACGACUACAGGAGAUCCCACGCCAUCCACAGUGUGGCUCUGACCGAGGCCGGAGACUACAAGCUGUGUUUCGACAACAGCUACAGCAGACGCAAGGAAAAGUUGCUGUUCUUCGCCAUCGUCAUCACCACCAGCUCCAACGACACGGACGACUACGAGGACCUGGAAACGGACAUCAUCACGCUGGACGACAUGGAGUUGAAGCUGGACGACAUCAGGACCCAGCUGGAGAAGGUCUACCGGUCCAUCCAGAGGGGUCGCCUGAUCCAGUUGAUGCUGAAGACCUUCGACACCAGGGACGUGCACCUCCAGGAGGACAACUUGUGGAAGGUGACCUUCUGGUCCUUCAUCAGCAUGGUGUGUGUCCUCACUGUGGCCGGGGUCCAGGUCUACACGCUGCAGUCCUUCUUCUCCAACACCAGGCCCGGCUGACCACCUGCAGGCGGCUCACUUUCUUACUGGAAACUUGCCAAAGAGACACAGCCUUGCCUCUUGAGAUGAAUUUUAAAUCAAUUUAAUUCUUGCUUGCCCCCCAAAUCUCACCAUUUGAACAUUUAACAAGUUCAUUAAACUAACUUUGAGCGACAAAAAUAAAAACAAAUAGGAUGCACGACAAACAACUGCAUGUAAUGAGAAUGUAGAGUAUUUACCUUGAGUGGACUUUUACAGUAUCUUCUUCCAGCUGCUUCUUGGGCAAACACACCAUCAGCAGCUUAGCCAUAAUUUCAUAGAUACAUGUCCACAGUUCAGAUAUUAUUCUAAUGUCUUUGGCGAGCGAUAUUGCUUGAGUACGGUGCAGACUAACAGUCAAAAGUCUUUGGAAAUUCAAUAAAUAUCCUUCACACUCA